Plasmodium knowlesi strain H is the source of this 6753-nucleotide messenger RNA. RefSeq names its product SICAvar, type I. NCBI's taxonomy places the organism in Eukaryota, Apicomplexa, Aconoidasida, Haemosporida, Plasmodiidae. Bases 1 to 6753 code for a protein of 2250 amino acids. The record is from RefSeq and is a predicted model, not a curated record. The transcript has 13 exons.
AUGGCAACAGCAGUAGCAGGAGGUGUUGGAGGCGCCGGUGGAGGUGGAGGUGGAGGUGGUAAUGGCGGCCGUAGUUCGUCCUUAAUGGAAGCAUGGCUGGAGAAAUUGAAGGGGGAUGGGGAAUUAAGUGGUAGUGCUGAGGAAAUUACAACGAAAUUGAAGAAGAAUUUGGAGGAUGAAUGGGAAGAAUUGAAGACUUCCUUAGAGCAGCCGGGGUCCACGGAAAUAUCUAGUCUGUGUGCGAGCGUGGGGAGCCUCGUGGAGGGUGUGUGGACUGAUCAGAAGGAGGCUUAUCUGAAGAAUUUAUGUAAAGGAAUAGUCGAAAUAAAAUAUUUCAUGAGUGGUGUUGAAACAAAGAGAGAGGAUAAGGGUAGAGGUGGUAAAGAUGAGACAGCACAAAUUAAGCAACUCACGGAUGCUCAAGCUUAUCCCCGCUGUAUUGUUGGAUCCGUCGCUCUGAACGAAUUGUACGGCGAUCAUUGUAAAUUGGAUGGCAUUAUAGGGGAAAUAUCGACCACAAUGAACAAUAAAUUAAGGGGGUAUCCCACGCAGAAUGGGCAGAGCGCUGAGGACCAAUUGAAUAAAUGCCAAGGAAUUACGAAGGAACAACUAUUCAUUGGUAAAUCUAUUAUAGGCAAUACAAUCAAACUGUGGGCCGAAGGGGAUAGGGCGAAGGAAGAAAGGAAGAAGAGCAGGGACCAGACAGGUGGAGCCCUGAGGGUGGGGUACGUGUGGAGGUACUGGCCAAAUGUCUGUGGGGGGAAGGGGAAGCAGAAGGAGGAGCAGCAUUUGCGGGAACUGAGAAGGAAUAAUGCGAAACAUAUGAUGUCAUUUCUUACAGUGGGCGAUGAUAACAUGAGCAGUGGGGCCGAUACUGAUGGAAAACCGACUUUAGGUGAAAUAUUAACUGACGACAGUUACACCGUGGAGAAAGACCAACUGAAUUCAGUACUAUCAGUAUUAGUCGAGGGCAGUACGGGUGAAGUGGACACUUCAAAACUGCCGACACUAAUGCAGACCUUAGAGACGAUUUCGAAGGAAACUAAAGCUCAAGAGUGCAUCCAAAACAACAAAGACAACGUAGACAAUAACAACAGCUUCGCCAGCACGGGCAAAUUGUGCAAUCGUCUACAAUGUAUACAGAAUUACUUGAAUACAACAGGAACGACACCAGCAGGAAAGGCAGCAGAAGCGGCCCUGUGGAACGACGUCCAAACUCAAGUUACCAAACUUGCUACAACUGUAUCUAACAAUGUGGGGAGCGACAGCGAUGCAGACGGUCUGUGCAAGGACGUUAAGUGCCCCAAUGAUGGUGAAGAGGAGUGUGUGAGCAAAACGACAUGCAACAUUAUGGCUAAAGCAUUAAAGGAGGUAUAUAAAAAAGGGGAAGCGGACCAAGAGGAUUAUCGAAUAUUCUAUCCUACCCUUCGUUGUGUAAUAUUGAAUGCAUUCGCAGAUAAAUUAAAAGAUCGGGCGAACGAAGGUGGUUAUGCUUGCGCUGUAGAGGAAGGAAUAGAGGGGGCCUUUGCUGCAGCGCAGGAGAAGAAUAAAUAUAAGGAAUGGUGUAAUGGGAAUGGUAAGAAUGAUGGUUCCUGUCAGCCAUGUGGAAAGCAGCAUCAGGUGUGUACGGCUUAUAGUAUUAAAGGGACCACCUCCCUGGUGAGCAAAGUGAUGAAUGAGUUAAACAAAAACACCACCAACAUACAAAAAACCUUAUCCGAAAUAAGUAAUAAGGUCUCUUUAUGUGAUCGUAUGAAUUGUAUAAUAAAACAAUGGAUUGAUAACAAUACAUCAGGAGCAACGACACCAGGAGCAGCAACGACAAGAGGAGUGUCUACGACAAAUACGGACCAAUUCUGGGGUGAGAAGGGUGAUGUUAUGAAAUUGUGGAAUGAAUUAGCAAAGAAAAUGAAGGAGACAAAUGGAAAGGUGAAUGGACAAUGUGAUUUAUUUGCAACUGACGCUGAGAAGUGGGCAUGCAAGUAUUUGCAUGCCGGCUUCACCGAACUGAAGAGCAUUUCCUCGUCCAUAACAACUAAUGCAGGUGCUUACGAAACCCUGCAUAAAGACCCAUCGUUUGUCCAAACGAUGGGUUGUUUCUUACUCCAUUCCUAUGCAAAAUAUAUGAAAGACAAAGCAACUUGUAAUAUUGAAAAGGGGAUAACACAGGCAUUUGAGUCAUGGAAUGUAAGUUCUAAUGGUAAUUGCAGUGGCACGGAACCUUGUGUUCCGUGCCAAUGGAAUGGAAAAGACCAUGAAAGUUGCACAAUUAAAACAAAUGGAAGCACUGACCCAAAUUACAAGGUUGAGGAAAAAUUGAAGGACAUCGUCAAUGAGGACAAGGACACCAAAAUAAAGGAAAUGCUAUCUAACAUAAAUAAAAGGACUACUUUAUGUGACCAUAUGAAAUGUAUAGCAUCCCACUUAAGUUCCACAAACGGACAACAAAAACAAUCGAAUACAUCUGCGGACGAAUUCUGGGGGGAGGCUGGCGAUGUUAAGAACUUGUGGAAAAAAUUGGUAGAGGAGAUGAAGGAGAAUGGCAAAACGGAUCAGAAUGAAUGUAAUCAAGUGAAUGAUAAUGGCACCAAGAGGGAUGCAAUUCAUUCUGAAAAGACGGCAUGCAAUUAUUUGCAUGUCGGCUUCACCAAACUGAAGGAUAUUACUGAGUCCAUAAAUUCUAAGAGCAAUGACUACCCAACCCUGCAUAAAGACCCAUCGUUUGCACAGACAGUGGGUUGUUUCUUACUUCAUUCUUAUGCAGAACAUAUGGAAAAAAAAUCUACUUGUGUUAUUACUGCUGGUAUAGAGAAGGCUUUCACAACUGCUGGUAAGAUUGGUAGUGAUGUUACUUGCCAAUGGAAUAAAAGCGACUAUGAAAAAUGCAAAAUUAACACAAAUGGAGGCAGUGGCAUCCCAACACAAACGGAAGUAAAGAACAAAUUGAAAGAAAUUGUCACGGAGAAUGACCCCAAAAUAAAGACCAUGGCGGAAGCUGUAAAUAAAAUGGACUUAUGUGACCAAGUCAAAUGUGUAGCAGCCCGAUGGAGGAAAGAGAAGGACACGAGCGGUUCACCACCACGUGAUUGGAAGAAAGUGUGGGAAGGCGAAGACGGUGUGAAGAAGGAAUUAGGGGAACUUUCUAAAAAGAUGAAAGAGAAGACGGAUGCUGCAUCCUACUGCACUAUGGAUGAAGGGAAAGGAAAGGAGGCUUGCCUCCUUAUAGCAGCAGGAUUAAAAAACCUCUACAAUACAACUACUGCUGACGACCUUACGGCGUCGUUCCAAAGAACGAUGCAAUGUGUUCUAUUAAAUGCCAUCGCAGAUAAAUUAGAAAGUGACGAACUGCCGUGUAAGGAUGAGAAAAGUGUUCAGGCAGGGAUAAAUCAUGCUUUUGGGACGGAAAAUGAUAACAUUAGGAGUGGAGUAUCCACAUGCAAGGAUGAUGUUAAGUGUUUUAAGUGUGUUAGGGAAAAAAAUUUAAUGAGUUGCACAUUGAAUAAUGACGAUAAGAAUGUAAAGGAAAAAGUAGAACCCAUGCUAAAAGCAAAUGAUACAUUCAAGAAAGAAUCUCUGGAGAAGACCAUAUGUAAACCAUGUACUGGGGAAGGGAAGAAGGAUUUCUGUCAAGAACUUAAUUGCGUAGUAGAUAAAUGGGGAGAAAGGAAGAAUGGAAGCUCAAGCGGAACGACUACCUGGGAUGACAUGAAGAGUGACUUAGAAAAAGAACUAAAUUCACUCCUAAGUGCCAUGAAGACAAAUCAGACCGCCGUUGUGGACCAUUGCAACAACAGCGACUGGAAAAAAGACGACGCCGCGGGGGACGCAAACAAAACUGCUUGCAAGCUGGUUGCAGCAGGGCUGCAACAUAUUUCGAAAAUUCAGGAAUCUCACUCCACGAUUCAGCAUAAGCCCUAUGAUAACCAAGAGUUUAAACAAUUAGUUUCUUGUUUAAUGUUAAAAGCCGUCGUACAAAAAAUGAAAGAAGACAGCAAAAUUUGUGACAUAGAACCGGGAAUUAGGGUCGCUUUUGCAAAGGCAGGCACUAUUAAAACCGCACAUUGCAAGAAUGAUAAACCUUGCAUUGUUUGCAAUUGGAGCGACGGCGACUAUAACCAACUUAAUAAUUGCAAAAUUGGCACUGGCAAUAUCAACGUAAAGGACAAAUUGGAUUCAUUGCUCAAAGAGACGAAACAUCAGACCAAAGUCGAAGAAACCCUCCAAGACUUACUCAAAACCGACAAAUCCGACACUCUAUGUCCUCGUCUUCAAUGUUUAGCAUCAAAAGUGAAGUUAUCAGGCAAUGAGGACAAAUUUUGGACUAAUGAUGGUGACGUUGGCAAUCUAUGGAAAGAACUGGCGAAGGAAAUGAACACAAAGGGCACAGAAGAACAAUCCUCAUGCAGCACAGUCGACACUAGUAGAACACCCACCGACCCUGAAAGGAGGGCAUGCAACCAUCUUACAGCAGGUUUCAACCAACUGAAAAAGGAUCCAACUUCCAACGGUAGUGACUACCCCAUCUUGAAGGACAACCGACUGUUAAGACAAACAGUGGGUUGUUUUCUUCUUAAGGAAUAUGCAAAACAACUGCAAAAAGACUCAAAAUGUGUUAUCGAAGCAGGUUUAAAGAAAGCAUUUCAAAAUAAUAAAUCUUCAUGCACGAACAAUGCUUCGUGCAUUGAAUGUGAAUGGGAUGAAAAUUUGGAAAAUUGCGACUUAAAGAUUGGCAGCGACAAUAAGAAACUUAAUGAAAAAUUUAAUGAAUUGCUCAAACAAAACAAAGAUAACAACUUAGAAGAAAACUUGAAGAAAAUAAACCACAUGGAUAACCUAUGUGAUUACAUUAAAUGUGCCGCACCCAAAUGGUUCCACAACCAAAACAACAGCAAAGCAGGGAGUACUGGUAAUCCAACGAAGACUUGGUGUGACUUUUGGGAUACGACUGUUAAGGACGCACUGGAGGAGAUGUUCAAGGAAAUCGAUCAGAAUGGAAAGGACAAAUCAAAGACCAACAAGAAUGUUGUAUGCAAAGCGUUUGGUGAUGAUAAUCCUAAUAGUGUUGAAAGAAAAGCAUGUAAUCAUAUCACAGCAGGUUUAGAAUACAUUAAAAACAUUACAGGCAGUGGUAGUACUACCCCUAAGAAUGGUCAUCAGGAUGAUGAUAAAUUUUUUAAACAAUCUAUGAUGUGCGCAGCACUUAAUCUUUACGCAGAUAAAAUAAAAGAACAAACGGACAAUAUUUGUCCCAUUGAUGAGAAAAGAAUAGAAAAAAUGUUUGAUGAUUGGAAUAAACAGAAUAAUCCAAAUUCUUCGCCUUCGCCUUCGUGUAAGAGUGGAGUUUAUGAUUGCUUUGUCUGUAAAAGGGAUGAUAAAAUUUUGGACGGUUGCAACCUCCUCGUUGAUAAAGGUCUCAUUGGAAAAUCAACACCAUCACAACCAAAAGGAAAUUGCAAUGAUAACGAUGAAAAUAAAAAAGUCCAAGAGAAAAUGACCAAUCUCCUCCAAACUGAACCCAAAAUGGACGAAACAUUAAUGAACAUAAAUGAAAUGAAAUCUUCUUUCUGUACUCAAGUCCAAUGCGCAAUAAAAAAAAAACUAAGGAGCAACAAUGUACAAACACCCUCAACCGGAACAACACAACCUUGGAAUGCCUUGAGCGAUGAGAUCGGAAAGGAAUUAACGGAACUUUUAAAAGAUAUGAACGACGCUAAAAAGCAGUCGGACGCUGCCAAAUAUUGCAAUGACGACAACCUCCCAUGGAAUACUAAGGGCCAUACAGAAAGGCGAACAAAUAGAGCAGCUUGUUUGCAUUUUGCUGCAGGAUUGAAGCACAUUUAUGGCCACGGUAAUGGCCAUGUUAACGGCCGUUCCCACGGGCAACAGGGUGGCCAUGUUAAUGGCCCAUCGUUUGAACAAACGAUGGGUUGUUUAUUUCUUAAAGAGUAUGCAAAACAAUUGCAAAAAGUGGCAGAAGUGAAGAAACAAGGAAAUAGUUGGGUACAUCCCUAUUGUGAAAUAGAUAAGGGCAUAAACUACGCUUUUAGCAGAAGUGAAAACAUUAUGAAAGAAACAUCUCCAUGCAAAGAUACUAAUGGUACUAAUGACUGUUUUGUCUGCAUACAAAAAGAAGACGAUUAUAAUAAUUGCAAAAUUGGCAAUGACGAUAUAGGAAAUGAAGCUACAGAACAGUUCAAAAACGAAUCGAAGCAAAAACUAAUGCAAGAAACAUUAGAGAAUACAGUCUGUCCCAUCCUUAUUACGGAUCUCCUUACCCCUUUUCUUCCUUUGGCUCCUGUCUCUAUUGGUCUUUCUGCUAUGGCUUAUUACCUUUGGAAGUAUUUUGGUCCUCUUGGUAAAGGAGGACAACGUUUCCGAAGAUCUCCUGCUGAAAUUCCUGGUCCAUCAGUACAGGAACAACUCCUCGAUCAUGUGCAACAAGAUAGUUCACAUGAAUAUCGAUUAGUGAAAGAACGAAAACCUCGUUCUGCUCCAACAAGAACAAAACGUUCUGGUCCCGUGAAUCGCCGCACGAUUAUUGAAAUUCAUUUUGAAGUGUUGGACGAAUGUCAAAAAGGGGACACACAAUUGAACCAGAAGGAUUUUCUGGAACUUUUGGUUCAAGAGUUCAUGGGAUCGGAAUUUAUUGAAGAAGAACAGGUUCCUAAGGAAGAGGUUCCUAUGGAAAGUCUUCCAAUGGAACGUGUUUCUAUUAAAGAGGUUCCAAGUUUAGGUUCCGGGUUAAUGGUUUAA